GAGUUGAUCAACAUACCAAAGGUUUCUUCGUGUCAAGUCCAAGGCCUCCUGCAACAAGUCGUGUGCUCAAGCAACGGUAUGGGUACGGUGUGAACUUCUGGCUGCUAAUUUUUAUGAUCUUCCCAACGAGAGCAUUUGGCAAAGCUCCCACGGGGUUAUAUGCCAAGCUGGCAACAACCAAUCUCUCUCUCUGAAAUUGUGACUUUUGUUAGCAAUGGCAGACAAAAUUUCUGACCCACCUGAUGGCAUCAUAGUCCGCAACAAACUGGAAUGUGCUAUUUGCAAGAAGAGACUUAAGAACCCAAAAGUCUUACAGUGUUUGCAUAACUUUUGUGAAAUCUGCUUGGUUAAUCAAGUGUCUUGUUGUGUUUGGAGUUGGAGUUGGUCAAUUACAUGCCCAUUGUGCAAACAAACAACAAAAACACCCGCUUGUGGUGUCCAGAAUUUGAAAACCAACUUUCACCUUAUCGGACAACUAGAGGAUGCACUGGUAAAAGAGGAAUUGUUAACUGAGGAGUUUAGUCAGCCGGCUUGUGAUUUGUGUGAUCUUGAGAAAGGGGCCAUGUCGAGAUGCCUUGAUUGUUGCAUGUACUUGUGUCUUACCUGCAAGACGGCACAUCGGCGCAUUGCUGCUCUUUCAAAACAUACGAUUGCCUCGCUGGACGAGCUUUGUCUAGGAGAGGUCACUAAGACCUUCCGAAGGGAAAAGGGAACGGAGGAAUGUCUAAAUGAUCACAGGUUCUUCUGUGAGACUUGUAAUGACGUGGUCUGCAAAGACUGUCCUGAAAUUGAUCCAAGGAGUGGGAGGAGUAUUUCUCCUGGUUGGAGAGGAGCAUCUCAGCACAAGUUUGUAAAAAUAGAAUCAGCUGCAUCCUCAAAGAGGAACAUAACCAAACAGAUGAUUACAAGUCUUCAGAAAGCACUUGGUGAUUACAGAUCCACCCUGAAGACCAUUGCUGCAGACAGAGCAAAUUUGGAUUCGCAGUCAUUGGCGUUAAGGGAGCAAGUUAAGGAAGCUGUCAGAAUAAUCACAAAGAAUAUUAAAGAGGAAAAAGCCCGUCUCUUCAAGGAGAUUGCCGACAUCCAACAGAGGAAAAAGAAAACUCUACCAGAAUGUGAGAAGAAUCUAAAGGCUACAAUGCAGCGCAUGAGUGAUUCGUUAGAAAUGGCAAUCAAUGUCACUGACACCGCUUCAGAUAAGGAUUUCCUCGGCUUAGUUUCACUCAUCAACAACAAUCUUGAAGAUCUGAUGAGUAACAGACCUAACGCAAUCUACAGUGGAUUACCAUGGUGGUUGAACAGGGAAAACAGCGGACAUAUUGGCAGUUUGAAGCAUCCAAGUGGUCGCUCUUAUAGUGAACUGUUUGGUUCAGUGCAACAAAGGGUUGGAUUCAAAGUAUCUUCAGCUGAAGCAACUAAGAAAUUGAGGAGGGUUCCAGCUCAACGUCGUUUGCCAUCAAAGUAUCUCCCGAAGCCUACUGCAGUUUCUGCAUCGACAAAACCAUUCACAACCUCCCCUCCAGAAGCUCCAAAGUUUACUUUCACUAAACCUAGUCAGUUGUCAUUUAGCUUUGGUCAGACAACAACAUUGGUCAAGAAACAUCAUGGGAAUAUUUCUCAACCAGAAGAAAUAGAUGAUGAUGUGAUCUUCAUCUCCGAGAAGCUUCCUACCACUGAUCAGCGAGCCAGAGCAGAGCGACUUCUCUUGCCUCCGACCUUCUUCCUGUAUGAAGAUGAUCCGCCCUGUCCCGGCUGCAGAGGAUGUGAGGAGGAAGAUCUGGCUGAGCGAGGAAUCCAACUCUCAGGAGCAAAAAGAUUUGCCUUUGCCAAGGCUGGUGCUCAACUUUUUGGAAGUGGAGGUGAUAAUUACGCUGGGGGAGACAAGAAACAAGACCCCAACUAUGAUCCCAUUAUACCCAAGCAAACCAUAGAAGAGCUGAUUGCCAAGUAUCAACCCAAGGCAGGCUCAGGGCAUUGCGAUGGUUGCUGGUUGCACAAUGAGGAGACAGCGAUGACCUGCAUCUCAUGCACAGCACCGAAACCUGUUGCAUUAACUCCCUCGGGUACUCAGCAGUUGAGAACCUUGUCAAAACUUGCUGGAGCAUCACAACAAAAAGCAGACCCUUCCACAGCUGCCCCUACCACAGCUACCCCUUCCACAGCUGCCCCUUCCACAGCCGCCCCUUCAACAGCAGCUCCCUCCAAGAGCCAGCCCCAACCGCUGACCCCAGUUAAACCAAAAGACCAACAAAAAGAGGUCCCACCGACCAAGGAGGGAAAAGGCUUUGUGUUUGGAGGACCAUCGACAUCAUCUGAUACCAUAUUGAUGGCUCCUAAAGAGAAACAGGACGCAACUCCUACCAGCAAAUUCACCUUCGGAAGUGGAUUCCAGAAGUAUGAUCUUGUUGCAGCCGGCGAUCAGCCCAAUCAACCAGUUGUGCAGUCAAAAUCGCCCAGUGAUGGCUUUACAGUCGGCACAAUGAACCUAACAUCCCCUAAGACUGAACCUGAUGCAGCAGCCCCUUCCACAGCUACCCCUUCCUCAGCUGUCUCUUCCACAGCCGCCCUUUCAACAGCAGCUCCCUCCAAGAGCCAGCCCCAACCGCUGACCCCAGUUAAACCAAAAGACCAACAAAAAGAGGUCCCACCGACCAAGGAGGGAAAAGGCUUUGUGUUUGGAGGACCAUCGACAUCAUCUGAUACCGUAUUGAUGGCUCCUAAAGAGAAACAAGACGCAACUCCUACCAGCAAAUUCACCUUCGGAAGUGGAUUCCAGAAGUAUGAUCUUGUUGCAGCCGGCGAUCAGCCCAAUCAACCAGUUGUGCAGUCAAAAUCGCCCAGUGAUGGCUUUACAUUCGGCACAAUGAACCUAACAUCCCCUAAGACUGAACCUGUUGCAGCAGCCCCUUCCACAGCUGCCCCUACCACAGCUACCCCUUCCAAGAGCCAGAUCCAUGCACCACUGACCCAAGUAAAACAGGACUACUCUCAAGAGGUCCUUCCAAGCAAGGAUGGAACAGGAUCUGCUUUUGGAGCAGUAUGCCUUUCAUCACAAACUCCCAAGAGCAGUGCACCUCCAGCAUUGUCCAUGCAUAGUGAGGAAAAAUCCAUGGGUUUUAAUUAUGCUGACAUGGCCAAAACAAAGGGAUCUCUAUUCUCCUUCCGCAUGGAUGUCAGCAAAACUCAACAAGAAGCUCCUGAGAAAUCAACGGUCAAGCCAAAAUCUCCUGGGGUAGUUAAGUCAGCCCAGCAGCCACAGUCACCUAGACUGAAUAAAAGUGAAGAUGGUGACCCCUUCAUUGAGCUGCCAGAAUGUAUCGAGCUGAGAACCGGCGAAGAAGACGAGGAGGUAAGAUUUAGUCAUCGAGCCAAGCUGUUCCGCUACAACAAGGAGUCGACUCAAUGGAAAGAGCGUGGUAUCGGGGACAUCAAAGUCCUGUCCAACCCAGACACGAAAAAAUAUCGCAUUGUCAUGCGUAGAGAGCAAGUCUUGAAGGUCUGUGCCAAUCACUUUGUCACUCCGGAACUGAAGUUGCAGUCGAUGGCUGGAUCGACAAAAUCUUUGGCCUGGAUGGCAAUGGAUGCAUCUGAGGAUGAAGUCCAUAUGGAACAGUUGGCUGUGAGAUUCAGAACAGAAAAGUUGGCCCAGCAGUUCAAGGAGGCAGUUGAAGCAGCCCAGGAGGACAUGAAGACAGGAGAAGGAGAUGCAGUCAAGAUUAAAGAUGGGGACAACAAAGAGGAUAAGACAGAGAAAGCUGAGAACGAAGACCCAAAUGUUGACGGAGAUGUAAAGGAAGAUAACGAUGAAGAUGACGAUGGUGUUGAUGAGGGGGAGGAGGAUGAAGGUGCAAAUGGUGAUGAAGAAAAAGAGCAAGAUGCCAUGGAACAAGUUGAUGAAAAAGAUGAAGAUGAACAAAACAAACCAACACAAGGUGGAGAAGAGCAAGAUGCUACAGCACAAGGUGACGACAAAUCCCCAACUUUCAAAUCUUGUGAUCCAAACAUGUCAAAGUCAUUCUCGGAGUUGUUGCGUAAUGCCAAUGCCAGCCACGCCCAGAAACAGAAGGAGAUGAGUGAGGCUGAAUCAUCAUCUAAGGACGGGCAGGCAGCCGGGAGUAGCAAAGAUGACAGCGUGACCAAGGAAAGAGAUGAUAUUCACUUUGAUCCGAUCGUUCAACUCCCUGAACAGUUGGAGAAGAUUACCGGUGAAGAGGACGAGAACCAGCUGUUCUGCUCCCGUGCCAAGCUUUACCGAUACGAUAAGACCUCAUCCCAGUGGAAGGAUAGAGGGGUCGGAGAUAUCAAGAUUCUGCAGAAUGUUAAGACGGGACGAUAUCGGAUCCUCAUGAGGAGAGAUCAGGUGUUCAGGGUAUGUGCCAAUCACUACAUCACCAAGGAUAUGGCCUUGCUCCCUAAUGCAGGCUCGGAGAACUCCCUGGUCUGGCGGGCCAUGGAUGCAUCGGACGGUGAACCUCAACCUGAGCAGCUGGCAGUCCGCUUCAAGCUGGCGGGAACAACUCAGCGCUUCAAGGUGACGUUUGACGAAUGCCAGGCCGAGCUGAGAAAACUAGAAGAUGAUAGCAAAGGAACUGAACAAGGUGGCGACGAAUCCCUAACUUUCAAAUCUUGUGAUCCAAACAUGUCAAAGUCAUUCUCGGAGUUGUUGCGUAAUGCCAAUGCCAGCCACGCCCAGAAACAGAAGGAGAUGAGUGAGGCUGAAUCAUCAUCUAAGGACGGGCAGGCAGCGGGGAGUAGCAAAGAUGACAGCGUGACCAAGGAAAGAGAUGAUAUUCACUUUGAUCCGAUCGUUCAACUCCCUGAACAGUUGGAGAAGAUUACCGGUGAAGAGGACGAGAACCAGCUGUUCUGCUCCCGUGCCAAGCUUUACCGAUACGAUAAGACCUCAUCCCAGUGGAAGGAUAGAGGGGUCGGAGAUAUCAAGAUUCUGCAGAAUGUUAAGACGGGACGAUAUCGGAUCCUCAUGAGGAGAGAUCAGGUGUUCAGGGUAUGUGCCAAUCACUACAUCACCAAGGAUAUGGCCUUGCUCCCUAAUGCAGGCUCGGAGAACUCCCUGGUCUGGCGGGCCAUGGAUGCAUCGGACGGUGAGCCUCAACCUGAGCAGCUGGCAGUCCGCUUCAAGCUGGCGGGAACAACUCAGCGCUUCAAGGUGACGUUUGACGAAUGCCAGGCCGAGCUGAGAAAACUAGAAGAUGAUAGCAAAGGAACUGAACAAGAAACCAUGGAAGAGAACACAGCAUCAAUUAGGACAGCAGUUACCGAUGCAGCAACCACCACAGCAGCAACGGAACUCUCUCCUAGAUCAGCGACAACAAUCACCACUUGUACAGCAGCAACAGAAGCUUCUACUGCAUUAACAACCACCACAGCAGCAACAACGUCUUCACUGCAUCAGCAAUAACAACAUCCUUUAUUGGGUUUUUGUAAUGGAAUAUUAUAUUCUACUUUUAAAACAUCUUUCCAACCAUGCAUUUUAUAACAAACGGUUUUCAAACACUUUACAUAGACAAACUUGACCGAUCCAAGGCAACAGGUCCCUUUAAACGCAACGUUUGUUAGCAUACAAAAAAGCACUUUGUAUAGGGUUAGUUUAAUUUUAUUUUAAGUUUUUAAAUUAGGCUUUUUAUAAAUGCUUUGUAGUUUAAUUAUAGAUGCAAGACACUUCUCACUGAUGUCCCAUGGAUUUCUACAAGGAGGUCUGCGCUGAAAUUAGUUGUUUUAUCAUUUCUGGGUAAAUUGAUUUUUUUUUUCUUCAAAGUUUCAAAGGCAUGGAUGUAAAUAAUAACAUUUCCUACAGUAUCUCGGGUGUUUUUUUAAACUUAAUCCCGCUUUUAUGGCAAAACAGCUUAUCUCUGUGCUUGUUUUUCUCAAAAUGUAAUUUGUAGAGUUAGGUUGUUUUGUGAUACUGGGGUACAACACGAGUCAUGCCAUCCUGCUUGCAUUUAGCACAUGCUCGUUCAGUGUUAAAUACAGGGUGAGUCAAAGAGAAAUUUACCGCAAUGGACCGAUCCAUUAGGCUCCGCCCAUAACGCACGUGUGAGCAAGAACACGCGUGCCUCUCCAAUGCCUUUCUGCACAACUCUGUCGCGCGUGCCAAGCAUAAUCGCACACGCAUGUCAGACUUAUUUGUCGGACCUUCGUUCCGUUGUGAUUGGUCAAUACGCAAUGGGGCAGAGCCUACG
Molecule: messenger RNA, 6200 nt
Organism: Asterias rubens (European starfish)
Lineage: Eukaryota; Metazoa; Echinodermata; Asteroidea; Forcipulatida; Asteriidae
Product: E3 SUMO-protein ligase RanBP2-like
Exons: 15
Coding region: 215-5419 (1734 amino acids)
Biological process (GO): intracellular transport
Cellular component (GO): cytoplasm; nuclear pore
Molecular function (GO): GTPase activator activity; metal ion binding
Source: RefSeq, a predicted model, not a curated record